Messenger RNA from Saimiri boliviensis boliviensis (Bolivian squirrel monkey), 1551 nucleotides. The record is from RefSeq and is a predicted model, not a curated record. Lineage: Eukaryota; Metazoa; Chordata; Mammalia; Primates; Cebidae.
CUUUCUCUCAACCACCAUUUCCAAGGACAGAAUCUAAAUUAUUCUAAACACCAUUCGAGGGGGCUAGUGCUGCACAAAUGGGGAAACUGAGGUAGCACAGAGAACAAAGGAUGGGGGGGGCAUCAAAUUCCUCACUUAAUCGCUCCCUUAGCAGCCCCUUCCUGGAAAGUGCUUGGGUAUCUUCGUAAGCCGCCGUUUCUUGACAGAAGGGCCAGGGUUCGAACCGCAGACCUGCCUCUACUCUAUGUAGGGUCCCUCUGUCUCUCCCGGCCUCUUUGAUCUGCUCAGUGCAAUGCGGCCGGCCGAGACGCCCUCUCUCCGGCCGGGAUCUGAGGCCUCGGAGACCACCGCGCGACUCCGCCCCGUUGGCCGCCAUUCACGCCCUCUACGGUUCUCCAUUGGCCGGACGCGCUGCUGCCCCACCCCCACAGCGUUGUAGCGAGCUAAUCAUUUUCUCGGGACUGAUAGCGUUGGCGGCGCGGCCCCUCCCCUGGGGCGGGAGCAAAGCAGCGGCAUAUGCGGAUUGGUUGAGAGGCGGGGGGGCGGGGAGAGGCAGUGGCACAUGAGGAUUGGCUGGAGCGGGGGGUGGGGGGAGGAGGUGGCGAGCAUGAUGAGUGUCAAUUGGACGGCUCGGCCCUAAGUGGGCGGAACGCGGACGCUGCAGGGGGCGGGCCACGUGUCCAGCCCUAAAGAAACGGUGACCCGCCCCAGGAAGCCCGGGAGAGGCCUCAGCAGUGGCUGUCCGAGCGCCGAGGGGUGAGGGUGCCCCUGGCCUCACCUGCGGAGGGGCCGUUCCAGGCCCGAACCCGGCACCUUCCGGAAAAUGGCAGCUGCCAGGCCCAGCCUAGGCCGAGUCCUCCCAGGAUCCUCUAUCCUGUUCCUCUGUGACAUGCAGGAGAAAUUUCGCCACAAAAUCGCCUACUUCCCACAGAUCGUCUCGGUGGCUGCCCGCAUGCUCAGGAACACAAGCCUGGACCUGCUGGCCCGGGGACUGCAGGUGCAUGUGGUGGUGGACGCCUGCUCCUCACGCAGCCAGGUGGACCGGCUGGUGGCGCUGGCCCGCAUGCGACAAAGUGGUGCCUUCCUCUCCACCAGCGAAGGCCUCAUUCUGCAGCUUGUGGGUGAUGCUGCCAACCCCCAGUUCAAGGAGAUCCAGAAGCUCAUCAAGGAGCCCGCCCCAGACAGCGGACUGCUGGGCUUCUUCCAAGGCCAGAACCCUCUCCUCCACUGAACUCCAUCCCUGCCUUGAGGGAAGACCACCCUCCUGACUCCCGGACCUCAGUGGAAGCGCUUUCCCCCAUCCCUGGAUCCCUAGAGUGGUGCGGUCCACCAGGAGUGCCGCCCCCUUGGGAGACGGGGGCAGGGUGCUGGCUUUCUAUUGGACAGCCGCUCCCGGAAAUGCAAAUGAGACUCCUGGGAGCUGGGCGGGAAUUGGCUGAGCCGAGAUGGAGGCGGGGCUCGGCCCCGGGCCACUUCACGGGGCGGGAAGGGGAGGGGAAGGAGAGUCUCAGGCUGUGGGACUCGGACUCGCAGAAUAAACACUUAUGUGGC